This is a messenger RNA of Puccinia triticina, 1875 nucleotides long. RefSeq lists its product as uncharacterized. Gene Ontology annotation, cellular component: nucleus. The record is from RefSeq and is a predicted model, not a curated record. Bases 1 to 1875 code for a protein of 624 amino acids. Lineage: Eukaryota; Fungi; Basidiomycota; Pucciniomycetes; Pucciniales; Pucciniaceae. The transcript has 11 exons.
AUGGUCAAUUCUUCGCCAGACACUCCACUCUCAUUCUCCGUGAGCUUGGUGCGGCGCGCUUCAGUUCAAAGCCGACUCAGGGAGGGUGGCCCCAAGAAUUCGAAUCAUUAUAACCUCAAGCGCUUCUCCCAAGACUUCUCCCAGCCCUCGCCCAACGGGCUGCUCUGCACACUUGAAGAAUUUCAGACCUCUAGUAACAAGCUCCAGGACACCACCACCUGGGGUAGUGAUGGCCGGGGCGAGGUGAUGCACGACAACAGCUCCGAUGAUACAACUUGGCUCACCAGACCCAGCAGUCGAGCAUCUGUCAACCAUCUGACUUGGAACCUUCCCAACACGAGAUUCUGUGUCGCCAAAGAUCAAUCCGACAGAAGAAGCGUGGCCAAUCCAUCACGAGUCGUCUCCUUCGUGGCCCCAGAGUCUCGCCUUUCGAUAUCUAGCAUCUACUCCCACACCACCGAGUCUUCCUUGACUUUAGAGCUCACGGAUGAGAUGGCGUCGCCUCCUGUUCGACAUCUCUCAGCGGCGCGGGAUAUCGAUAUCAGAAGUCGAGGGCAAUACGGAGAAGAACAAGCAAUCGCAAAGGACCAGAAAUCACGCACGCGGCCACUGAAACAGUGUCUGAGACGCGCCAAACAGUCCACCUGGCUAGACAAGGCUGGCAAGCGGCUCCAUUCGUUCCUUCACAAAGGUCAGGCAUCUCCACCCUCUCAACUCAGCAUCAUGCCGCACGCAGUCAUCACCGCCAUGGCCCUGAAAACCUGUUCUCAAGUAUCGGACACCAAUACUCCGGUCGUUCCAGGCUCAUGGUGCUCGCCCGCCCACUUCGCUUCCCACUUCUUCCAGCAGCCCUCCUCGAGCUUCCAUCCCGGCUCAUUCACCUCGCCCAGCUCAUUCGGCGCGUCCUCCCUAGCCCGGAUGGAGUCCACGUUCUGCAAAAACUUUGUCUGCUGUUCGAUCCCGCUCGACGACCUACAUGACCUCCUCGAGCACUACGAGCAGGCUCACGUCCACCAGAGCCCGGCCCAGAACCUGAACAGCGACGCCAGCACCCCCAGCCGGCCCGACCUGGUCGUCUUCGAGGACGAGGACGAGUGGAGCGGAACCGAGUCCGCUUCGACGAACCCCUCCAGGAGGGCCGGCUUCGACCGCAGCCACUCGCCCCCGGAUCACAACCAGUGUCCCCUGAGUCACUGGGCCAACGACGGCUUCGGCAUCCCGCCCUCCCUGCUCGACGGCCAGGCGCAGCCGGGCCGGAAUCCCCCGACGGACCCGACCGAGCAGCCGCCGCAGCCCCUGGUGAUGAUGAUGAUCGAUGCGGACGAAGACGGCGCGAGCUCGAUCGACAGCGAUCGGAUCAACACCUCCCUCGACUCCGCCCGCACCCGCUCCAAGCCCGCCGCUAAGCGCAGGCUCGCCGCCGAACAGCGCGACUGGGAGGCCGCAAGAGAGAAGCCCUUCAAGUGCACCGUCCCCGGCUGCGAGAAGGCCUACAAACAGCCCAACGGACUCAAGUACCACAAAACUCAUGGCCACUGCGCUCAAAAAACGCUCAGUGCCGAAGAUGAAUCAAAAGCUUUCGUGUGCCACGAUGCGGUGUGUGGCAAGCGAUACAAAAAUAUCAACGGAUUACGAUACCAUUACCAGCACACGGGGCCGCAUGGCCGGACGGGUCUCCACCUGCUCUCCCUCGGCCACCACCCCUCCGGCCCCGCCCUCAACCUCUCCUCUCUCGUCGGCACCAACAACCACCCUCAUCGCCACCCUCUGCUCACCAGCAGCACCGCCAGUAGCUGCAUCAGCAGCAGCCAGGACGGCGGAAGCGUCGACGGCCUCGCUUCCACCGACUCCAUGGACGUCUCCAUGGACGAUUAA